Molecule: messenger RNA, 837 nt
Organism: Aegilops tauschii subsp. strangulata
Lineage: Eukaryota; Viridiplantae; Streptophyta; Magnoliopsida; Poales; Poaceae
Source: RefSeq, a predicted model, not a curated record
AUGGCGCGGUUGGGGACUGCCGCCCGUGUCGCCUGGGGUAGGCGACGCGGGGGCCGAGGGCCUGGUACACCCCGCGCCUCCGCCGUCUGCAAGCGCUGGCGCCGCCUCGUCUCCGACCGCGGCUUCCUCCGCCGCUACCGCCGACACCACCGCCGCAGCCCUCCCCUCCUUGGUUUCUUCCGCGACGAGCUUCCAGACCUCACCUACACGCCUACCAUGGAGGCCCCCGAUCGUAUCCCCGCCGGACGCUUCUCCUUGCAUCUGUACGACAGCCGCGCCAGAAUCCUCAGCUGCCGCCAUGGACUCCUGCUCGUCGCCCGCUCAUCGCGAACCAAGUUCCUGGUGUGGAACCCCGUCACCCGCGACCAGCACAGGCUUGUCGCGCCACCGGCGUUCGACACCUACGCAGCUCAGGUGGACGGGGCGGUGCUCCGGGCUGCUGGAGACGCCCACCACUUCCAGGUGGUAUUGGUAAGCUACCAACAGAAACAAGUGGUCGCCUGCAUUUACUCCUCGGAGACUGGUGUAUGGAGUGAUCUCAUGUCAACACCAGUCCAAAGCGCGGCCGUGGAUUGGGAAGGCAUGCCUGCUGUGUUGGUCGGGGAUUCCCUUCACUGGCUGCUCUCUUGCGGUGGUGCAGAUGUAAUUCUCCAGGUUAAUUUGAGUAGGCGGAGCCUAGCUUUGAUACAGUUAUGCGAGCAGAGGGUGGCGGGCUGGGUUUACUGCUCCGCAAGAAAGGCUUCACCGCCCAAUUAUGGAAGAGGAAUGCUGGUUGUGAUGGUGUUGCUUCGUGGGUGCUGGGAAGAACCAUUAAACUGGACAAGCUACUUUCCCUGA